Salvelinus fontinalis (brook trout) is the source of this 2423-nucleotide messenger RNA. RefSeq names its product coatomer subunit delta-like. The transcript has a single exon. NCBI's taxonomy places the organism in Eukaryota, Metazoa, Chordata, Actinopteri, Salmoniformes, Salmonidae. The coding region runs from base 146 to 1675 and encodes 509 amino acids. Gene Ontology annotation, cellular component: COPI vesicle coat; cytosol. Gene Ontology annotation, biological process: retrograde vesicle-mediated transport, Golgi to endoplasmic reticulum; endoplasmic reticulum to Golgi vesicle-mediated transport; Golgi localization. The record is from RefSeq and is a predicted model, not a curated record.
GUGGCUUGAGGUCCUUCCAUAUUGAGACAGUAAAUUAAACAGACGCAAGUUUCACUCCGCAUAAAUAUUAUAUUUUAGACACUAAUACGUGGUAUUACAUUACGGAAACUGCACAAGGAUUUGUAGCACAAGGGAUAACAACAAAAUGGUGCUGUUGGCAGCAGCGGUGUGCACCAAGGCGGGCAAGGCCAUCGUGUCGCGGCAGUUUGUGGAGAUGACCCGGACGCCUGUGGAGGGCCUGCUGGCCGCCUUCCCCAAGCUGAUGAACACAGGCAAGCAGCACACGUUUGUGGAGACUGAGAGCGUGCGCUACGUUUACCAGCCCCUGGAGAAGCUCUACAUGGUGCUGGUCACCACCAAGAACAGCAACAUCCUAGAGGACCUGGAGACACUACGCCUCUUCUCACGCGUGAUCCCAGAGUACUGUCGGGUGCUGGAGGAAGGGGAGGUCUCGGACCACUGUUUUGACCUGAUCUUUGCCUUUGACGAGAUCGUGGCGCUGGGCUACAGGGAGAACGUCAACCUGGCCCAGAUCAGAACAUUCACAGAGAUGGACUCUCAUGAGGAGAAGGUGCUCCACGCUGUCCGAGAGACCCAGGAGCGAGAGGCUAAGGCCGAGAUGAGGAGAAAGGCUAAGGCGCUGCAACAGGCCAGGCGGGACGCGGACCGUUCAGGGAAGAAGUCCCCAGGGUUCUCCGGAGGGUUCGGCAGCAUGUCCAGCAGCAGCAACGCUACCAUCAUCACAGACACCCUCAUGGAGCCAGAGAAACCCAAGGCCUCACCUGUCCCUGCCAGGGCUAGGGGUCCCAGUAAGGCCCUGAAGCUGAGUGCCAGGGGGAAGGAGGUAGAUGACUUUGUGGACAAGCUCAAGUCUGAGGGACAAGUCAUCAUGCCCAGCUCAGGGAAGAGGCCCUCCGAGGCAUCCAAAGCCCUGCCUCCACCAGUUAACACAGAGAGCGUGCACCUGCGUUGUGAGGAGAAAAUCAGCCUGACCUGUGGGAGAGACGGAGGGCUACAGAACCUGGAGGUGCUGGGUAUGAUCACCCUCCGAGUGGCCGACGACAAGAACGGACGCAUUCGCCUCACCAUCAACAACGGAGACAAGAAGGGAGUCCAGCUGCAGACCCACCCCAACGUGGAUAAGAAGCUGUUCACCACAGACUCCGUGCUGGGCCUGAAGAACCCAGACAAGUCCUUCCCUCUGAACAAUGACGUGGGCGUGCUCAAGUGGAGGCUACAGACCACAGACGAGACCCUCAUACCACUAACGAUAAACUGCUGGCCCUCUGAGAGUGCCACUGGCUGUGAUGUCAACAUAGAGUACGAGCUUCAGGAAGACGCACUUGAAUUGAAUGAUGUAGUCAUCUCUAUUCCCAUCCCGUCAGGUGUGGGUGCGCCUGUGAUUGGCGACCUGGACGGAGAGUAUCGCCACGACAGCCGGCGGAAUGUUCUAGAGUGGUGUUUACCCGUGGUGGACGUCAACAACAAGACAGGAAGUCUGGAGUUCAGCGUGGCAGGCCAGCCCAAUGAUUUCUUCCCUGUCAACGUCUCCUUCGUCUCCAAAGGAAACUACUGCGACAUAACGGUGGCCAAAGUGUCCCAGGUAGAUGGAGAAGUUCCAGUGAGGUUCUCCUCAGAGACGUCGUUCCUGGUCGACAAGUAUGAAAUACUGUAAUAUAUUCAUAUGCAGUACUACCAGCAAACAUCAAGAUCAGUGGUUUGACAUAUGAAAAAAAUGAAACGAGAUGAAAGUAAGAAGUGGACUUGAAACCCUUUUCGAAAAGAAAAACCCUUCCCACCAUGGCUUGGCUUGCCAGCAUUUAGUGUCUUUGUACAUUUUUACCAGAAAUCUAUCAACUGAUCAGCCUAUAGCUGUAUGUAUAAAGAACCGCUCGAUGCACCUGCAAGCAGGAAUGGUAAAGUCAAACAGGACAACGUUAGGUAACUAUAUCCGGGUUAGGUUGGGUGGACCUGGGGGGUGAUGACAUCUGGGGUGGGCUUUGUGAAUGACCCUCUCGUCGGUCCAGUUUGUAUCAAAUCCAUUGACAGACAGAUUCUGUGAACCUAUUGGCUAAUAGUUUUACAGAUAUGUCGUAAUCAUGUACGGAAAUACUCUUUGAUACACAUACUCCAAUACAAAACAGGCUUGCGGUCCAUGGUAUAACACUACAACCACUCUUUGCGUGAUUGGUACUGACCUGAACUACCUGUCUCCCGCAAGGCUAAAUCUUAGCUAAAAUUAUUAAGAUGGCAUGUUUUAUAGUUUAGCUUCGCUCGAGUUUGAAAGACCUCAUUAUUAAAUAAUUUAUUUUUCAUUACACUGAUCUGUCUACAGGCUAGUUAAUGUAUAAUGGCAUAUUUUGUUUGUGAUAUGCUAUCCAAUCAGAUGCAUGGAGUAAUUCAAUGCUGAAAUAAGUUUUUGU